UAGAGAGACUGUGUGUGGCAACAGAACUUUGCACGCUUGGCAUAGAGCAGUGGGAUCUCCCUCAACUCCAUUCUCUGUGGAAGAUUCCAGGCUGUAGACCACAAAACCCUCUGGCCUGGCCCCCUCCCUGGUUGGCAACGAGGGAACAGAGUCAGUUCUGGGAAUGGAGCAAAGUCCCAGAAGAACAGCAUUGGCACUUGCUUGAGAGUCCUAAGCCUGAAGGAUCUGUGUUCUGCAGCUGGUGCAGACUGUCCUGGGGUCAGGGCCUCUUUCUUCUGACAGCCAAAAGUCCACUGGGGUGGCCAAGGCCAAAAGAUAAUGGUGUAUCCUCACUUUCUGGGCCUUAAGAGCAUGUAUGUGCCUCCUUAGCCUCCCGGAACUUGAAGAGAGAACUCCUUCAGGAGCCCACAGCUUUGGGGGCCCCCAACUGCCGCCCCUGGUUUCUCAUGGAGGGCAGUAAGAGCGAGCCGUGGGCUGCUCUGCUGCGUAGCGCUGUGAGCGGGACCGUGGAUUUGACCCCCAACAGUCAGCCAUUGCCACCACUGCCUGCUUUUCGCAGCCAGGAGUCACUGCCUGACCCUGAGCCCACUGUGGCUCCUGAGGUCUUCACUGUGGGAUCCAAGACCUUUUCCUGGACGCCUUUUCCACCUGCCCUUGAUUUCUCUGAAAACUCCUACCUGUUGUUCCAAGGGACUGGAGGCUCCCUGGGGUCACCUACUCCAUCACCUACUCCAGGACGUCCUGCACCAGAUUCCAGUCAGACUCCCAGAACCCAAGAGUGUGUGUCUGUGCAGAGUCCACCUGCGUUACUGAGCUGCCCAUUGUGCCAGAAGGCAUUUGAUCCCACGCUGACCCAGCUGGAUGUGGAUAGCCACCUUGCUCAGUGUUUGGCUGAAAGCACGGAAGAUGUCGUGUGGUAAGCUCCUUCCAGCGUACAUGCUGGAUGCGACCGCUGAGACCUGGCUUCGAGUGGUCCAGGAUACGUGCUGACUUAGGAAUGUGACUGCAGAGACGCGUCUUCUCGUGGACACCUGAGCACAGCCUCCUCCUGGUUUUGUUUAUGGGCACUGGGCAUCCUGCUGAUCACUGGGGUGCAGGCAGCAGUAGGUUCUCUAGGAUGGUUCGUUUCAUUGUCAACUUAACAGGGUAGGGAAUCACCCAGGAGACGGACCCUCAGGGUGUGUCUGUGAAACGGUUCCCAGAGAUUCACUGAGAAAGGAAGGCCACCUUGAAUGUGGGUGGUGCCAUCCUGUGGCCUAGGAUCUCACUGACUGAAAAGGGAAAAAGGAGGAAUUAAGCAGCUUCCUGAUUGGGGAUGCGGUGAACAACUUCUCACCUGCCACGCCACCACGGCUGCAGCUGCUUUUGCCACUGUGCCUUCCCUGCCACGGUGAACUGUACCUUCAACCGCGAGCCAGAAUAAACCUUAAGUUGCUUUCAUCAAGUAAUUCUGUCAUGGCAAGAAGAAUCCCACCCAGGCAGGAGAGCCAGGAUCUGUCACAAGGCAGAACUGGGUAUCUUUGCCCAAGUGAGCGUUUGUACACAGGCAGGCAGUACCUUCUGACUGUCCAGGAGAGACAUGCUGAAUUACCAAAAUAAAGGUAAUUGUGUGUA
This is a messenger RNA of Mesocricetus auratus (golden hamster), 1614 nucleotides long. It is a transcript of the gene Faap20, whose product is annotated as FA core complex associated protein 20. The coding region runs from base 447 to 920 and encodes 157 amino acids. The transcript is spliced from 4 exons. The record is from RefSeq and is a predicted model, not a curated record. Gene Ontology annotation, biological process: DNA damage response. Gene Ontology annotation, molecular function: ubiquitin binding; K63-linked polyubiquitin modification-dependent protein binding. Lineage: Eukaryota; Metazoa; Chordata; Mammalia; Rodentia; Cricetidae.